AUGGGCUCCCAAGGCGGUUUUGGGCAGUCCAAAGAGUUCCUCGAUCUCAUCAAAUCCAUCGGCGAGUCUCGAUCCAAGGCCGAGGAGGACCGCAUUGUGGUGCGCGAAAUCGAAACCUUGAAGUCCAGGUUGUCGGAUCCCAACACCCCGAAAUUCAAGCUGAAGGAGUAUUUAAUCCGCCUCCUCUAUGUCGAGAUGCUUGGCCAUGAUGCCUCUUUCGGAUACAUCCAUGCCGUCAAGAUGACGCACGAUGAUAAUCUGCUUCUGAAGAGGACCGGGUACCUGGCCGUGACUCUGUUCCUGAACGAGGAUCACGAUUUGAUUAUCUUGAUCGUGAACACGAUGCAGAAGGACUUGAAGAGCGAUAACUAUCUGGUUGUUUGUGCUGCCUUGAAUGCCGUGUGCCGAUUGAUCAAUGAGGAAACUAUCCCGGCGGUACUGCCGCAGGUUGUGGAGCUGUUGGGGCAUCAGAAGGAGACAGUGAGGAAGAAAGCUGUGAUGGCACUUCACCGUUUCUUUCAGAGGGCUCCUGGAUCGGUUUCUCAUCUCAUUUCCAAUUUCCGCAAGAGGCUUUGUGAUAACGAUCCUGGUGUUAUGGGUGCGACGCUUUGCCCACUGUUUGAUCUUAUUGCAAUUGAUGCGGACAAGUAUAAAGAUUUAGUUGUUAGUUUCGUUAACAUUCUUAAACAAGUAGCUGAACGGAGACUACCAAAAAGUUACGACUAUCAUCAAAUGCCUGCUCCUUUCAUUCAGAUCAAAUUGUUGAAAAUUCUGGCUCUACUAGGUAGUGGGGACAAAAAAGCCAGUGAACAAAUGUACACAAUUGUUGGAGACAUUAUGAGAAAAUGUGACUCAACAACGAAUAUAGGUAAUGCAAUUCUCUAUGAGAGUGUGUGCUGUGUUUCAUCCUUACACCCGAACCCUAAGUUGCUAGAAGCUGCUGCGGAUGCCAUUUCAAAAUUUCUGAAGAGCGACAGCCACAAUCUGAAAUAUCUUGGUAUUGAUGCUCUUAGUAGACUGAUAAAGGUAAGCCCAGAAAUAGCGGAACAGCAUCAACUGGCUGUCAUUGAUUGCUUAGAGGAUCCAGAUGACACCCUGAAGCGCAAAACAUUUGAAUUACUGUAUAAAAUGACCAAGUCAUCAAAUGUAGAAGUAAUUGUGGAUCGCAUGAUUGAAUACAUGAUAAGCAUAAGUGAUAAUCACUAUAAAACUGAAAUAGCGUCCAGAUGCGUCGAACUUGCAGAACAAUUUGCUCCAAGCAACCAAUGGUUUAUACAGACCAUGAAUAGAGUAUUUGAGCAUGCAGGGGACCUGGUAAAUGCCAAAGUUGCACAUAACUUGAUGCGAUUGAUUGCUGAGGGAUUUGGGGAAGAUGAUGAUACUGCAGAUAGUCAGCUUAGAUCAUCAGCUGUCGAGUCUUAUCUUCGAAUAAUGGGGGAGCCAAAACUUCCAUCUGCUUUCCUUCAAGUGAUAUGUUGGGUCUUGGGGGAAUAUGGGACUGCUGAUGGGAAGUAUUCUGCCUCAUAUAUCACUGGGAAGUUGUGUGAUGUGGCAGAUGCACAUCCAGAAGAUGAUACCGUUAAAGCGUAUGCAGUUUCAGCAAUUAUGAAGAUACAUUCAUUUGAAAUAGCUGCUGGGAGAACUGUGGACAUACUGUCUGAGUGCCAAUCAUUGAUUGAAGAUUUGCUAGCAUCUCAUUCAACUGACCUUCAGCAGCGUGCCUAUGAACUCCAAGCAAUUCUUAGUUUAGAUGCCCAUGCUGUUGAGAAAAUAAUGCCAAGGGAUUCCACUUGUGAUGACAUUGAGAUUGACAAGAAUCUCUCGUUUCUUGACACCUACGUCCAAAAGUCGCUCGAAAAUGGCGCCCAGCCAUAUAUCCCCGAGAGCGAGCGCCAAGGGAUGUCGAGCAUCAACAAUUUCAAGCUCCACGAAGAUCACGAGCCGUCCACGCACCAAGCCCUCAGGUUCGAGGCCUACGAGCUGCCCAAACCCUCAGUACCCUUAAAUUAUCCCCCUGUGCUGGCAUCCUCAUCCGACCUCGUCCCUGUCCCAAAGCUUACGUACUCCACAUCCCAACCAGCUGCAGCCACUCCGCACCUCUCAGAUGCUGGCCAAUUGGAGCUCAAGCUCCGGCUCGAUGGGGUCCAGAGGAAAUGGGGCCGCCCCUCGUACACCUCCUCCCCAUCCUCAUCCACUUCAAGCACGGAUAACAUAAGGAUUCAGAGUGAGAGCGACGCGGCUAUGGACAAUUCGAAUUCGAGGUCCCGUGAUUCUUCUUACAGCAAUAAUAACAAUUUGAAAAAGCAGCAAAAAGUUGAGAUUUCGUCCGAGAAGCAAAAGUUGGCAGCCUCACUCUUCGGCGGGGGGUCGAGGACAGAGUCGAGACGCCAGAAGUCUCUGAAUCAGGCUUCCACUUUGGAAAAGCCCCACUCGGCUGCUGCCAAAGCAUCCCAGCCACCGCCACCUGACUUGCUCGACUUGGGUGAGCUAUCUAUGGGUAGCGAUGGUGGGCCAUCUUUCGACCCUUUCAAGGAAUUGGAAGGUCUUCUCGACUUUUCCCAGGACACGACAAACACUUCAAGUGGUGGUGGCGGAGAUGGAGUUGGAGUUGAUUUGGAUGUGAGGCCAUCCUCCGAUGUUAUGUCUCUGUUUGCUGACAUGUCUGUGACGGGGGACGGUCUUGGUGUCCGGAAUAGUCUUGGAGGAGGGAGUAAUGUGGAGAAUACCAUACAGCAAAUCAAUAAGGGACCGAAUUUAAAGGAAGCACUGGAGAAGGAUGCCCUCGUGAGGCAGAUGGGGUUCACGCCAUCGGGCCAGAACCCGAGUUUGUUCAAGGACUUGCUCAGCUGA
Messenger RNA from Striga hermonthica, 2850 nucleotides. Lineage: Eukaryota; Viridiplantae; Streptophyta; Magnoliopsida; Lamiales; Orobanchaceae. The record is from the annotation of a GenBank genome assembly.